Messenger RNA from Scomber scombrus (Atlantic mackerel), 1617 nucleotides. Its product is annotated as tripartite motif-containing protein 16-like. The transcript has a single exon. Gene Ontology annotation, molecular function: zinc ion binding; protein binding. The record is from RefSeq and is a predicted model, not a curated record. The annotation marks the transcript as partial. NCBI's taxonomy places the organism in Eukaryota, Metazoa, Chordata, Actinopteri, Scombriformes, Scombridae.
AUGGACCAGAAAGGAGUUCAGCUGUACAGAGAGAACUUUACUUGUUCAAUCUGUCUGGAUCUACCGAAGGACCCGGUGACUAUUCCAUGUGGACAUACCUACUGUAUGAACUGUAUUAAAUUACAAUGGGAUGGAGAAGCUCGGAGGAAGAUCUUCAGCUGCCCUCAGUGCAGACAGACUUUCAAACGGAGGCCUGUCCUGAAGAAAAACACCAUGUUAGCAGCUUUAGUGGAGCAGCUGAAGACUGGACCACAAGCUGCUGCUGCUGAUCAUUGCUAUGCUGGACCUGAAGAUGUGGCCUGUGAUGUCUGCACUGGGAGGAAGCUGAAAGCCCUCAAGUCCUGUCUGACUUGUCUGUCCUCUUACUGUGAGAAUCACCUCCAGCUUCAUUAUGAUGCACCUCCAUUUAAGAAACACAAGCUGGUCGACCCCUCCAAGAAGCUCCAGGAGAAAAUCUGCUCUCUUCAUGAUGAGGUGAUGAAGAUGUUCUGUCGUACUGAUCAGCAGAUAAUCUGUUAUCUCUGCUCUGUAAAUGAACAUAAAGGCCAUGACACAGUCUCAGCUGCAGCAGAAAGGACUGAGAGGCAGAGAGAGCUCGAGGUGAGUCGACUCAACAUCCAGCAGAUAAUCCAGGACAGAGAGAAAGAUGUGGAGCUGCUUCAACAGGAGGUGGAGGCUGUCACGCUCUCUGCUGAUAAAUUAGUGGAGGACAAUGAGAAGAUCUCCAGUGAACUGAUCCGUCUCUUCCACAAAAGAAGCUCUGAUGUGAAGCAGCAGAUCAGAUCCCAGCAGGAAACUGAAGUGAGUCGAGUCAAAGAGCUUCAGGAGAAGCUGCAGCAGGAGAUCACUGAGCUGAUGAGGAAAGACGCUAAACUGAAGCAGCUUUCACAUACAGAGGAUCACAACCAGUUUCUACACAACUACCCCUCAGUGUCACAACUCAGUGCACCUACAGACUCAUCCAGCAUCAAUAUCCGUCCUCUGAGAUACUUUGAGGAUGUGACAGCAGCUGUGUCAGAGCUCAGAGAUAAAUUACAGGACAUGCUGAAGGACAAAUGGACAAACAUCUCACUGACUGAGACUGAAGUGGAUGUUUUACUGUCAGAACCAGAACCAGAGCCCAAGACCAGAGCUGAGUUCCUAAAAUAUUCAUGUGAAAUCACUCUGGAUCCAAACACAGCAAACAGAAACGUGUUAUUAUCUGAGGGGAACAGAAAAGCAGAAGUAACAAGCCAAACACAGUCUUAUCCUAGUCAUCCAGAUAGAUUCGAUGGUUAUUGGGUUCAGAUCCUGAGCAAAGAGAGUCUGACUGGACGUUGUUACUGGGAAGUGGAGUGGGGAGGGGAAGGAGUUGAUAUAGCACUGGCAUACAAGAAAAUCAAGAGAUCAGGAAACUCAAAUCAAUGUAGAUUUGGAUUUAAUAAAAAUUCUUGUACUUUUAGAUGUGACAUUGAUGCUCAUGAGUUUAUUUCGAACGGAAACUUGUCUCGCGUCUCAGGUCCUGUUUCCUCCAGAGUCGGCGUGUACCUGGAUCACAGCGCAGGUAUUCUGUCCUUCUACAGCAUCUCUGAAACCAUGACUCUCCUCCACAGAUUCCAGACCACAUUCACUCAUCCU